Cladophialophora psammophila CBS 110553 is the source of this 1230-nucleotide messenger RNA. RefSeq lists its product as uncharacterized. The record is from RefSeq and is a predicted model, not a curated record. Lineage: Eukaryota; Fungi; Ascomycota; Eurotiomycetes; Chaetothyriales; Herpotrichiellaceae. The transcript has a single exon. Bases 1 to 1230 code for a protein of 409 amino acids.
AUGUCCUUCUUCCGGAACGUCAAGACCUUCCUGACGCCCUCGUCGUCGCAAUCGCAUCUCCCGUCCUCCGCGCCCGGCUUCACUACCGCAAAAACCGAGUCCGACCUAUUCCCCACAACCAACCCUGCGGUCGACGGCGAAGAGUGCCUCCACGACUGCGAGUCAUGCACCGUGCACUACCCCACCAAGUUCUCUAUCGACGAGAGCGACAGACUCUUUGGCCACGUCAAGGGAUUCAACGUCCAUCUUCUUGUUGGCACGGGCAAGACGGAUUGGGUCAGGGAUGUCACUGACGAAAAGGGCUCGGUGAUGCAGGCCGUAGGCAAGGUCGGCUUGGACCUGAGUGGGAAACGGGGCAGAGUGAUGUUGAGUGCGAGUAAUUUCCCCUCGGGAGAAGAGUGUCACGGCGAAGAAGAGGAACAGGGCACGAGUGACUGCAUGCUACUGCCCAGCUGGGUUGUGGUUGAAAAGGUCAAGCCAAGUCAAGCGGGGACUCUAAUGAAAGAGGUUGUGGAGAGAAGUGUCAGGAACGACAUGCCGGUGGGAGCAAAGGGAGCGGAGGUCAACGGCAAUGGCCAUGUGCCAUCGCCCGCAGGAGGACGAGACCAGGCCCUAGGAGCGCAGAACGAACAAGAGCAUGAAGAUAUCCCUGAUGUGUCUGGCUUGCAGAUUGGAGGUGGCGCUGAGGCAUCACAGCAAAAGAGCUCGCAGCAAGAGCAACAACCACCAUCACAGCAUACAGCGCUUGACCCUGCACCGCUACCGCCGUCAAUAUGCUCGUCCUUCAAAGUCCGCCCUAUUCCUCAUUCCUACCUCAUCCUCAUGUGCAGCCAAAAGACCCGCGACGCGCGUUGCGGCCAAUCCGCCCCUCUCCUCCGAAAAGAAUUCGAACGCAUUCUGCGACCGAUGGGUCUCUAUCGUGACCUGCACGACGAUCGGCCUGGUGGUGUGGGGAUAUAUUUCAUCAGCCACGUCGGCGGCCAUAAAUAUUCUGCCAACGUGAUGAUUUAUCGAAGGCAAGGACGGAAAAAAGAGGCGGGAGGCGACCAUGUGGAUGUGGACGGAGAAAAGUUGGAGAAGGAGGCGGUACAAUUAAUUUGGCUUGCGAGGGUGAGGCCGGAAGACUGUGAAAAUAUUGUGCGAUAUACGGUCUUGCAGGGCAAGGUCGUCAAGCCACAGAGGCAGUUGAGGGGUGGGUUCGAUCGAGAGAGAGGAGUGACGAGUUGGUAG